Messenger RNA from Helianthus annuus (common sunflower), 366 nucleotides. RefSeq lists its product as uncharacterized. Bases 1 to 366 code for a protein of 121 amino acids. Gene Ontology annotation, molecular function: zinc ion binding. The record is from RefSeq and is a predicted model, not a curated record. NCBI's taxonomy places the organism in Eukaryota, Viridiplantae, Streptophyta, Magnoliopsida, Asterales, Asteraceae. The transcript has a single exon.
AUGGUGGUAUGCACAUGUGGAGCCCCAACACAACUGAGAACAUCCUGGACAACACAAACCCCAGGUCGUCGAUUUCAUCGCUGCAACAAACCAAAAUCGGGUCAAGGUUGUGGAUUCGUUGCUUGGGCUGAGCCACCGAUGAUUCAGAACCCUGCUGUGAUGAUUCCUGCACUAUUGGACACCAUCAAGCGGCAUGAAGAGAAUGCAAUCCAGAUGGGAAAUACGAACCGGAAACUUGAAGAAGAAGCAAAAAAAUUGGCUCAUGAGAAGAAGAUGUUAAAAAUUAUCUUAGGUUUCAGUUUGUUCUUGUUUAUGGUGUACUAUGUUAAGUCUACUUUGGAUGUGGCUUUUGUGCGGCUUUUGUAA